UCUCUCCGAACCACAAUGGGCGAAGCGCUGAUCCCGCCCUCACCCUCUUCCACGCAUGACUUGCCAGUUGAAGUUCGUGUUAUCACUGCCUACCGCAAGCUAUGCCAUACCGAGCUCCUCCUUUUCCUCGAGGCGCGCAACUUGUCCACCCUAGGGUCAGAUGAAGACUUGGCUUCGCGUUUAACUCACCACGAUCUCGUUACAUAUCACUUCCGGCGCAGUCCCAUCGCCACAAAUCCCAUCCCCAACCACCAGUCCUCCAAGCUCCGGCAUGUUGGGCCAGAUUUACCGGUGGAAAUACUAGCAGACAUUAUGGACCACGUUGGAGACUGGGAACUUGCUCGUGCCGUUGGUGUACCGACUUCAUUACCUCGUCCCUCUGCCUGGGCAGCAGCCUCCCCGACAGACGAAGCCAUGCUCACCGGCCAUCUCCCCUCAAUUCAUGCUGUCGUCCCAAUAAAACACCCAUCCACCCUUGGCACUGAUUUGGCCAUCCGUUUUGGCUACAUCAACGUCCUGGAGUACCUUCUUCUCGAAUCCGCUCGGCAGUCCGAUAGCUCGAUAUUCAAAACCCUGUUCAAGAACGACGUCAUUCCCGUAAAAGCGUCGCUCCACGGCCGGCUCGAGGUCCUUUCGUGGUGGAAAAACAACAUCGAGCAGCAUCCCGACCUUAUUGCGGCACCCAGUCCGGCCUCAAUCUCUCAGGCAUUGCACAACGCAUCAUGUCAUGGAAAAGUACAAGUCCUCGAUUGGUGGCUGAACAGCGGGCUCCAGCUCAUAUUUGACACCGAAACGCUAAUCGGCCCAACAAGACACAACAGGCCCGAGGUCCUCGAAUGGUGGAACAAAUCCCGUCUUUCGCUGCAAUACCGGCUUUGCGACAUCGAAGAAGGUGGUUCUUACUUCUCCUCAGUUCAACUUGCACUGAUUGUCCGACAAGCCCUCGAGGAUGCGAUAGGCGGAGGAGACGCUGCACGGAAGUGGUGGCGAGGAAAAGGCGUCAAUUUCAACGCCAGCAUCAACGACAAUGACUGGAUGAAGCUACAAAAUCUCAAUUGA
Molecule: messenger RNA, 1059 nt
Organism: Mycena indigotica
Lineage: Eukaryota; Fungi; Basidiomycota; Agaricomycetes; Agaricales; Mycenaceae
Exons: 3
Coding region: 16-1059 (347 amino acids)
Source: RefSeq, a predicted model, not a curated record